Salvia splendens (bonfire salvia) is the source of this 1989-nucleotide messenger RNA. RefSeq names its product receptor kinase-like protein Xa21. Gene Ontology annotation, biological process: protein phosphorylation. The coding region runs from base 1 to 1989 and encodes 662 amino acids. The record is from RefSeq and is a predicted model, not a curated record. Gene Ontology annotation, molecular function: ATP binding; protein binding; protein kinase activity. The transcript has 4 exons. Lineage: Eukaryota; Viridiplantae; Streptophyta; Magnoliopsida; Lamiales; Lamiaceae.
AUGUGUGCAAGUGAAAUAAGUGGUGCAUGUUUCAUGGCUAAGAUAAUACUAUGGUGCAACAGUUUCACUGGGAAUCUUACAAUCUCAACAAAGUUUGAAAUCACCGAAAACUGCAUGACAGGGAUUAUUCCUACUGAAUUUGGGCAACUUCGCCGAAUGAAGAUGUUAGGGUUAGCAUUGAAUAGCUUUGGUAGUAUUCCACGUGAGCUCUUUAACAUUUCUACUCUUCAAGUUCUCUCACUUGUUGAGAAUGCUAUGUCAUUAAGUUAUGUAUCUAUCUCUGAUAAUCCACUAUACGGAAUCAUUCCAGCUUCUGUUAGGAAUUUAUCUUCCUCACUUGUAGAAUUCACAGCCUCCGGAUGCAAAUUAAAUGGCAGCAUUCCUGUUCAAAUAGGCAAUUUAAGCAGAUUGACGAUCUUGGCAUUCGAUAGCAAUGAAUUAUCUGGUAAUAUUCCCCUCUCCAUCAAACAUCUGCAUAAGCUUCAAAGAUUGUAUCUUGCAGAUAACAUGUUGCAAGGCCCCAUUCCAGAGGUUGUGUGUCAUUUAUACAACCUCAACUUUAUAAAGAUGGACAACAAUCAGUUUUCAGGUUCAAUUCCGAUAUGUUUGGGAAACAUCUCUUCUUUAAGAUAUAUUUUUAUGUACUCCAACAUGUUGCAUUCAAGCAUACCUUCAAGCUUAUGGGAUCUAAAAGAUUUGCUGAAUCUUGACUUAUCUUCAAAUUCAUUCAGUGGGGUUUUACUUGAAAAGGUGAGUAAUUUAGGAGCAGCAAUCUCAAUAGAUCUAUCAAUGAAUCAGUUGGCAGGGCCUAUUCCGAGCACUGUUGGAAAGCUACAGAAUUUGGCUAAUCUAGCUUUGGCAAAUAACAACCUUGAAGGAUCUAUUCCAGUUUCCAUGGGAAGCAUGAUAAGUUUGGUGAGUCUUGACUUGUCUCACAACAACCUCUCUGGCUCAAUUCCAAAGUCGUUGGAAGCACUUCAAUACCUCAACUACUUUAAUGUCUCUUUCAAUACUUUGAGUGGAGAAAUUCCAAGUGGUGGUUCUUUCAGAAACUUCACUAUGGAUUCUUUUAAGGGAAAUAAGGCAUUGUGUGGAAUUCCAAGGUUCCAUGUCCCAAUAUGUCUUGCUGUUUCUGAUCACAGAUCAAAAAGGAAAAAGGUGGAACAAGAUUCAUUUAUUGCUUUUGAGACUGUGGCUUUGUUUUCAAUUGUUUCUCUAGCUCUUAUCUUUGUCAGAUACAAAAGGAAAGAUAAGAAAACUAGAGAUGUUGAUAAGCUGAUAUCCACUGUACCAGAAAGAAUCUCUUAUUAUGAACUUGUGCAAGCAACUGAACAAUUCAAUGAGAGCAAUUUGCUUGGCACUGGGAGUUCUUGCAGUGUCUACAAGGGAAUUCUGAACAAUGGGAAGGUUGUCGCUGUCACGGUGUUUAACAUUCAGUUAGAAGGUAUUUCAAAGAUAUUUGAUGUUGAAUGUGAGAUUCUUCGUAGCAUUCGACACAGGUGUCUGAACAGUGUCAUAAGCUGUUGUUCCAAUGAAGAGUUCAAGGCAUUAGUACUUGAAUAUAUGCCCAAUGGAAACCUUGAGAAAUGGUUAUAUUCCCACAACUAUUUCUUGAAUUCCAUGGAAAGAUUGAAUAUAAUGAUCGAUGUAGCAUCGGCUUUGGAGUAUCUUCACGGUGGCUAUUCGACGCCUAUUGUCCACAGUGACUUGAAGCCAAGUAAUGUCUUGUUAGAUGAAGAUAUGGUUGCCCGUGUAAGCGAUUUUGGGAUAGCAAAGUUGCUAUUUGAUGGAGAUAGCACAGCGUUAACCAACACCCUAGGAACAUUGGGUAUUAUAUUUUGCCUUAACUCUUUAUACUAUGUCACUUCCAUGUCAACUAAAAAUCAGCAUCAUUUGAAAAAUGGUUGGAAAACUUUGCAUGCUAUGAUAAAAUUAAAUAAAGUAAAACAUUUGAAUUGCCACGUGCGCUUGACUACCUAUAUUAAUUAG